AUGUCAACCGAUCAAUACGAGUACUCGCUCUUCCGCAUUGACAAAGAAAACGCAAUCCAGUCAUCAGCCCAAAAGUACAAACACCUGCGUCUCCAAGCCCUAUCCAUCGCACCGACGUCUUUUUCCUCUACCCACGAGCUCGAAUCUUCCCUCACAGACACCGAAUGGGUGAACCGCCUUUCAGCGAACGGACGAGAGACUUUCAUAUGCGCCGCGAAACCCACACAAAACAAUGAACCAUGCUCACAGAUCCCAGAGUGGGUCGGCCAGCUAACGCUGCGGGGCCCACUGAGCCCCGAAGACUUCAUCCUACCCGAGGAGUCCGGACAGAAGAAGCCCGCUGGAGAACAGGACACGGAACUCUGGCAGAUGCUCAGCUUAUUUACGCUUCCGGACCAUCGCGGCCGUCGUCUCGGGAAGAGGCUGUGUCAGGAGGCCUUGAAGUACCUCGCUUCGUAUAGGGACUCUCCGCGCGAGCUCUGGGUGCGGUUGAUGGUGAAGCCGGAGAACUAUGCGACGGUAAGCUUGUAUCGGGGGCUGGGGUUUGCGGAAGCGGGGAAGUGUACUCUUGCUGAGGCGUUGGUUGCGAAUGGUGAUGAGGAUCUGUUACCGGGAGAUACUAGUGGCGAGAAGUAUACUUCCCGCAGUGGAUUGAUUAUGAUGUUAGAGAUUUGGCGGUCGUGA
Aspergillus pseudonomiae is the source of this 684-nucleotide messenger RNA. RefSeq names its product GNAT family N-acetyltransferase. Lineage: Eukaryota; Fungi; Ascomycota; Eurotiomycetes; Eurotiales; Aspergillaceae. Gene Ontology annotation, molecular function: acyltransferase activity, transferring groups other than amino-acyl groups. The coding region runs from base 1 to 684 and encodes 227 amino acids. The transcript has a single exon. The record is from RefSeq and is a predicted model, not a curated record.